Messenger RNA from Saprolegnia diclina VS20, 1747 nucleotides. RefSeq lists its product as hypothetical. The record is from RefSeq and is a predicted model, not a curated record. Bases 22 to 1620 code for a protein of 532 amino acids. Gene Ontology annotation, molecular function: protein binding. The transcript is spliced from 6 exons. Lineage: Eukaryota; Oomycota; Saprolegniomycetes; Saprolegniales; Saprolegniaceae.
UUUUCAUUCCUCGAGACCGCUAUGUUCCUGAGCAACAACGAAGAAGUGGAUUUGCUGGACCGACUCCGCAAGAAGGACCGCGAGAAGCUCCGCGAGAAGCAGAAGGGUCAAAUGCCGGUCAUGGACCUCGCGACGCUUACGCAGAUCUGCGUCGACAACGACGGCUACGAGACACCCGAGCUCAACGACAACCUAUUUGCGCAUUUCAAAGGCUUCCAAAAGAUCGAGGGUCUCGAGCCGUUCUACAACCUCAAGGCGCUUUGGCUCGAGUCCAACAACCUUCGCAAGAUUGAAAACCUCGACAUGCUCCAACAGCUUCGGUGCCUCUACCUCAACAAAAACUUGCUCGAGAAGGUCGAAAACUUACAGUGCCUCCGCAACCUCGCCACGCUAGACCUGAGUGAAAACAGCAUCUACACGAUCGCGGGUCUCGAAUGCCUCGACCAGCUCACGUCGCUGAAUCUCGCCAAGAAUCGACUGGAGCAUGUGACGGACAUUGCUGCCUUGACGCAGACGCCGUCGAUUACCAACUUGGAUCUGAGCCACAACCAGCUAUUAGAUCCCGGCAUUUUGUCAGUGUUCGAGUCCAUGAUCCACCUUCGCGCGCUGCGCCUCACUGGCAACGAGGCCGUCUCCAAGACCAAGUAUUUUCGAAAGACGUACAUCACGUCGCUGCCGCAGCUGGGAUACCUCGACCGUCCGAUUUUUGACCUGGAGCGCGCGGCUGCGGUUGCUUGGAAAGCGGGCGGCGCGGAGGCCGAGGCGCAAGCACGCGCCGCGUUCGUUCAAAACGAGCACGAUGAGCGCCGCCGCACGCUGCAAGAAUUUCGCGACUGGCAAGCCGAGAUUCGAGCCAAAAAACAAGCCGAGCUUCAGCAACGUCAAGCUGUCGGUGACAUACCUCCUAUCCAAUCCCACGGGGCCGUCCCUCCAUAUGACAGCAAAAUGCAAGCCCAAGCCCGUCAAGAUGCGCUGGACGAGAGGAUGAACAUCCAAGGCGAUGGGAUCAAGGAGAUAGGAUCAGCGUUCUGGGCGACGGAGGCCCAACGCAAUAUCGAGGCGCCUCUGUCUCCCGAGGAAGCCGUCGAGACCGCGCAAGGAUCAGGUGCUGUCGACCAGGAAAAGCCCGAGACGGAAGAAACAGUGCAACAAAAGGCACAGGAAGUGCCGGAGGUGAAAGCGCUUGUCAAACAGCUAGCCACGACCAGCGUGGACGAGCAUCACUCAGCCGAAAUGGAAACCCUCUCGUCGGCCAUCGACCCCGUGUAUUCGAACUCCCAAGAAGUUGCUGUGCUGCCGCCACCAGCACCCGUGCUCCGUGCGCAGAAGGACUCUGUACCUGCCUACGCACCGCUGAUGGCUGACUCACAAGUCGUAACGACGUCCAUCCCCGCAACCGACGCCCGUCCUGGGCCAGUGGAGCGAGAAACGUGGGAGUCGUUGCAGCAAAAGGCCAAGGUUGCUCCCUACUUACACAAGCCACCCGUGCUGCCGUCGUGCCACGAGCUCUCAAGCGACGACGACGACGAAGACUCGAGCGUCCGCCCCAAGACACGGUCCGAACUGCUUCAAGGUCUGCGUGCGCGCCGCCCGUUUACAAAUUUGAGCCAAUUGGACUAAUGACUCAGGGUACAUGAACGCUUCGACAACUUUUAAAACGAAAAACACUCACGAUUCUAGCCACCUAGCCACCUAGAAAGAGUACGUAAACGCAAUUGAGUUUGUGUACUCUUGCGCCUAGUCACCG